Messenger RNA from Plasmodium vivax (malaria parasite P. vivax), 940 nucleotides. RefSeq names its product variable surface protein Vir15, putative. The record is from RefSeq and is a predicted model, not a curated record. Lineage: Eukaryota; Apicomplexa; Aconoidasida; Haemosporida; Plasmodiidae. Bases 80 to 940 code for a protein of 286 amino acids. The transcript has 2 exons.
AAUUCUUGAUUAUUCCAAAUUGUAUUAAACAACUUAAUUAUAUUAUAUUUUGUAUAUUUCUUAGUACAACAUUAAGGAUAUGUACCAUACAUACAAAGGAAUAUUAGACACAUGGGUUCCUAAUUCAGAUAAUCAGCCACCAGAUGACUGCAUUGCCUUUAAACAAGAACUUAUUCAAGAACACAAUAAUAUAUUUAAAAAUAUGCAUUGUUCACAAGCUAAGCACUAUUUAAAUAAUGUUGAAAGAAUCCGUAACCCCAAUAAUAUAAGUAACGCAUGUAAAUACUUCUUAUAUUGGUUAUAUAUUAUAGUUCUCAAGAAGGAUUUAGAAAAACAUAAAAUCUUAAAAAUAUACAAAGAUGUGCUAACAGCAUAUAUAGACGAAUCUGGUAAUGAGAAUUUUAGAAAUUAUGUAAACUUCUUUAGUGAAGAAACCAUAAAAAAAAUCAUAAAAUUAACAGAAAUGUAUGACUACUUUUAUAAGUUUAAAGAAGAACAAAUAUCUCACGAAAAUGUUAAAUGUAAUCAUGCAGAAAAUUGUAUUCGUUUAUAUAAUGAAAAUAUAAAAGUAUGUGAAGAAGGCAAUGACUAUGAUUUUUGUUAUGAAUUAGAUAAUUUGAAAGAAAGUUAUGAUACAUAUAUGAAGUCUUACGAAGGUUGUCGUAAUUUACCAAAAACUUUAGAAUCCUACAGACUCUACAACCCAGCAACAGUUAUAAUAACCCCAUUUUCUAUAUUAUUAGUAAUGAGCCUUUCCUUAUUUUUUUUGUAUAAGUUUACUCCAUUUGGAUCAUUCUUUCGAAAAAGAAGAAAAAAUAAGAAAAAAAUACCAGAUAAUCUAGAUUAUGAAACGCAUUUUCCACCACAUACAUCUCAAAGGGUCAACAACUAUAAUAAUAACAGACAAUAUAAUAUAUCAUAUUUAUCAUCAGGACAAUAA